Oryzias latipes (Japanese medaka) is the source of this 2080-nucleotide messenger RNA. NCBI's taxonomy places the organism in Eukaryota, Metazoa, Chordata, Actinopteri, Beloniformes, Adrianichthyidae. The record is from RefSeq and is a predicted model, not a curated record.
CUGUCAACACUAGCUGUGGACUUCCUCUGAAGACUCUGAGGAAAACCCCAAUGUAUGUGUGUGGAACUUAUCUAGUAAUGCUGGUCUCACCUCCGGGUGUCUCUGGGAGUUCUGCCACCCGCUCCCUGUUUGGAGGUACCAGCAGCCUGUCCUCACUGAAAAUUUUGGCUUCCAGCCUGGUCUUUCACCUGGCCGACGGUCAGUUCAGCAGCCGUGCAGACCUCAUCGAUGCUCCUGGCAGUUCUCUGGGCAGAGGAGCCCAGGUGGCAGGACUUGGAGCCUGUUAUGAUGCACUGAACCACUUGAUCUGGACCUGCUCCAGUGAUUACAUUCAUCAGUGGUGCAAUCCUGGAAACCAAGCGUUUCAUCAUGUGUGCCAUAGGCUCGGUGUUAGCCAUCUCAUCAAAGAACCCAAAGAUGCACUUGUAUUGAUACUCGUCACGCCCAGAAGGCCUCUCGAAAGUGGAGCUUGGUGAUGGAUGUGGCGUUGGUGCAGUACAUCAACAGACUGUGCCGACACCUGGCUAUCACGCCAGCCAGACUGCACCCCCAUGAAGUGUACCUGGACCCCAGUGAUGCUGCUGAUCCCCGUGUGGCCUGUCUGCUCAACGUGCCUGUGGAGAGCUUGCGCCUGCGCUUUGCUUUGCUGCAGUCGCUCAACAACACCCUGGAGAGUUUCUUUCUCCCUCUAGUGGAGCUAAGACAGACACACACAUAUCAGAACAGCAUUGCCGCUCUGCUGUGUGAGGCUAAAGGUUUGAUCUUCUACGACACUAAAGUCACUGUGAUGAACAGAGUAUUGAAUGCUACGGUGCAGCAAACAGCUGACCAUGCAGCUCCAGAAAUUACUCUGGACCCUCUUGAGAUUGUUGGUGGUGAGAUCAGAUCAUCAGAAAACACCUAUUUCUGCCAGGCAGCACGUCAGUUAUCUUGCGUGCCGUCAUCCCAGCUUUGUGUAAAGCUGGCCAGCGGAGGAGACUCAACCUAUGCCUUCAAUAUUCGCUUCACAGGAGAAGAAGUUCAUGGCACAAGUGGCUCUUUCAGGCACUUCCUGUGGCAGGUGUGUAAGGAGUUGCAGAGCUCUGCGCUCUCCCUGCUGCUCCCCUGUCCCAGUGCUUCAGCCAACCGGAACAAGGGGAAAUCCAUCUUGACUCCUUGCCCUAUCAGCUAUGCAGAGGAACAGCUGUUGCACUUCUUCGGUCAGCUGCUUGGCAUCGCCAUCCGCGCGGAUGUGCCCCUUCCUUUGGACUUGCUGGGUUCCUUCUGGAAGGGCCUGGUGGGCGAGCCUCUCGACCCAGAGCAGGAUUUGCAGGAAGCUGAUGUUCUCACUUACAACUAUGUCAAGAAGUUUGAAAAUGUGGCAGAUGAAAGUGAGCUGGAAGCUCUGUGUGCUGAAAUCUCCUCCCAGCACCAUUCGGGGGAAAGCCCAGAGUCCCCGAGCAGACCCUGCUGCACGUUUACCUACUACACCAUGACAGGUGAAGAGGUGGAGCUUUGUCAGGGAGGGCGGAGCUUCACUGUCAGCUGGGAGAACAAGGAUGUGUAUGCACGGGCGGUGAAGAGCCUCCGUCUCAGAGAGCUGCAGAAUCUGGAGUGCAUGACGGCGGUGCGGGCAGGACUUGGUUCCAUCAUCCCCCUGCAGCUGCUCACCAUGCUCAGCCCGCUGGAGAUAGAGCUACGCACCUGCGGCUUGCCUUACAUCAACCUGAAGUUCCUCAAGGCUCACACCAUGUAUCAAGUGGGUCUGAUGGAGACCGACCAGCACAUUGAGUUUUUUUGGACCGCCUUGGAGAUGUUCACUCAGGAAGAGCUCUGCAAGUUCAUCAAGUUUGCAUGCAACCAGGAGCGAAUCCCAUUCACCUGCCCCUGCAGGGACGGUGGCCCAGACACAGCCCAUGUUCCCCCCUACCCCAUGAAGAUCGCUCCUCCUGAUGGGGCAGCAGGUCAGUCAGACUCGCGCUACAUUCGCGUGGAGACCUGCAUGUUCAUGGUCAAACUGCCCCAGUACACCUCUCUGGAUGUGAUGCUGGAGAAGCUACGCUAUGCCAUCCACUACCGCGAGGACCCUCUGAGUGGUUAA